AUGCAGUCUGACGACCUUUUCCUACGCAAGUUUUGCCGGCAGAGGCCACGACCCCCUCUGACAACGGUCAACUUUGACUCUAAGCGAGAGGGUGGGUUAAGGGCGCGGGUGGUGACAGGGGAGUGGCCCCCGAGGAGGGAUGGAACAGAUGGGGAGAGUCUUACUACUCCGAGCUGUGUGGGUCUGAACCUGAGGUCAGUGGGCCGAGGACACAUCAUGCAGAGAAGCAACAGUGACGUGACGCUCGGAGACCUGGACUCCUCUGGUAAGGCGGGAGGGAAGGCAACACGGGCGGUGGGGGAGAAGGCAGGUGCCGGGGCCCAGGAGGACUCAGGGGUGGUGCUGCACAGGGAGUAUGGCAGCCUCUCCUCGCUGGAGAGACAGAUAGGUCUGUCAGGAACCCAGGAGCCGAGUGCAGAGGACCAAGGCAUUCUGAGCCCCAAUGCCCUCCGCUUCAAAGACCCCUUUCUGCUGCUGGGCCUGCAGGGAACCCCCCCAGAGCCAGACGGCUUCUUCAGGGCUCUGUCCACCCCCGCAGGAGACACCCCAAAACCAGCCAAGCCCCCAAAGCCUGAGGGGCUGAGCAAGAAGGCCAAGCCCUCUCCUCCACAGAUCCCCCAACCAGGUCCUUAUGACAACCUGGGGGGAGGAGCCUGGGUCAGGAAUUUUGCCCACUAUGAUGUCCAGAGCAUUUUGUUUGACCUCACAGAGGCGGCCAGCAACCGAGACAGCAUCGGCCGCAAAAAAAACAUCACCUCAGGGGCAUCGGCUGCCUCGACGAUGCGUCCCCUCACCCAGGCCACGCCCUCCUCGCCCUCGCAGGGCGGGGGCGGUGUUGGGGGGGCUGUGGAGGACCCCUCCCUGGACGAGGGAGAUGGCAACGACAACGAGCUGCUGCUCAGCUGCCCCCACUUCCGUAAUGAGAUGGGGGGUGAGGAGCGGGCGGGCCUGGGGCAUACGCAAGGCAGAGGGGGUCUGUGGCUGAGCCUGAGGAACCCCAACGAUGCUGUCUCAGUACUGGAGGAACCCAGAGAGAGCCACGUCCAACAGCAGGGCAAGAGCAACUACUUCAUAGAACACGCAGACCUGGGAGCCCAUUACUACCGCAAAUACUUCUACAUGAAAGAUCAUCAGAACUUCUUUGGUAUGGAUGACCGCCUUGGUCCAGUGGCCAUCAGCUUCCGUAGAGAGGAGAAGGAGGGGUCUAGUGGAGCUCAGUAUAACUACAGGAUCAUCUUCAGAACCACUGAGCUGAAGACUCUGCGAGGCUCCAUCCUGGAGGAGUCCGUGCCCUCAGCGGCCCGCCACACCACCCCCCGAGGCCUGUCUCCUAAAAGGCUCCUGGAGUUCAUCAUCCCGGAGCUCAACCUCCAUUGCCUGCGUCUGGCCUCCACCUCACCCAAGGUCCGAGACACCCUGCUCAAGCUGGACGAACAAGGGCUGAACUUCCAGAGGAAGGUGGGGGUGAUGUACUGCCGUGCAGGCCAGAGCUCUGAGGAGGACAUGUAUAACAACGAGAGCUCGGGGCCGGCCUUCGAGGAGUUCCUGGAUCUGCUGGGGGAGCGGGUGAAUCUGAAAGGCUGGGAGAAGUACCGAGCUCAGUUGGACACCAAGACGGACUCCACAGGGACCCAGUCCCUCUACACACACUACCAGGACUAUGAGGUGAUGUUCCAUGUGUCCACCAUGCUGCCCUACACGGCCAACAACACACAACAGUUGCUGAGAAAGAGGCACAUUGGGAAUGACAUAGUGACCAUAGUGUUCCAGGAGCCAGGGGCUCUGCCCUUCACUCCUAAGGCCAUCCGCUCCCAUUUCCAACAUGUCUUCAUCAUCGUCCAGGUGGAACAGUCCUGCUCUGACCAUACCUACUACAGGGUGGCGGUGACACGCUCCAAAGACAUCCCGUUAUUUGGGCCUCUGUUCCCCAAGGGUGCUCGAUUCCCCCGUUCCCCUGCCUUCAGAGACUUCCUGCUGGCCAAGGCGGUGAAUGCUGAGAACGCUGCAGAGAAGGCGGAGAAGUUCCGCUCUAUGGCCACCCGGACACGACAGGAGUACCUGAAGGACCUGGCAGAAAACUACGUGACCACCACGCCAAUUGACUCCUCCACCAAGUUCCCUCUGCUGUCCCUGGGGAGCAAACGCAAAGACAAACUAAAGGGGGCCAAAGGGGCAGAGCUGCACAGUGCUGGGGCGUUGGUCUGGGCUGUGAUGGCCACCAGUGGGAAUGAGGGGGAGACAGGAGGACACAAGCUACCCUGUCUACUGGGGGUUUCAGCUGAAUCAGUGGUGCUGAUCGAGAGAUACACACGGAGGGUGGUGUUCAACUGCUGCUGCCGCGAUGUGAUUGGCUGGAAGGCGGUGAUAGACAGCAGGGCCAUAGGCGGGCCUUGCCUGGAUAUCUUCUAUGAGAGGGGGGAGGCUGUGUCAAUCAGUGUGAUGGACAGCCAGGCGGAGGAGAUACGGGAGAUGGUGCAGAGACUGGAGUUGGUGACACGGGGGUGCGAGGCACGGGAGGUGACCCCCCUGCGUGACGGGGUGGGCCAGCCAGGCUUCCUGAUGAGCGAGGAGGGCUUUGUGACGGAUCUGCAGCGGUUCGGCUAUGCGGAGAGCGGGGGUCUGCAGCUGGGGGCGCGGGUGGUGCGUCUGUGUGGCCAUGCCCUGGUGCACCUAGGACCAGAGGAGAGAACCAGACUCCUCCGCACCGCCCACAAGAUCCACAUCACCGUCAUCCCUCCAGAUGAGAACGGCAAGCCCCGCAGGAGUUUCUCAGAGUUAUACCAGAAAGCCAUCCAGGAUGCAGAGCGUAAGCCUGGGGAGGGCCAGUCUGGAGAGGCCUGGGUGCUGGACGAGAGGGAGGAGGAGGAAGACCUGCCUCUGUUACGGGCCACCUCCCUGCAGGACCACCCACUCAACCAGAUCGUGGAGAUCACCCCCUCCCAGCUAACACGCAGCUACUCCCUAGAGAGGCACCCGUCCUGCCGAGACAUAUGUGACAGGCAUUUGUAUGACAACGUGGGUGUGAAGUUGAAACAUCACAUCUAUGAGAACCCAGAGGAGCUGAGAGACACCACGCCUGACCUCAUCCUGGCUGUCAAACCCAAGAUGCCCCUGGACGAGGAACAGUUUGUGGGGGCUGAGUUGGGUGAGGAGAGGCCAUCAGCGAGUGACCCCUCCCUGUCCUCCACCCGGUUGUCAUGUCUGAACAGAGCGGAGAGAAACUCCCGAGCCCUGAGCCUACACAACUCCAUCACCAAGAUCCUGUCGGAGACCACAGAUUCCUCAGAGGAGGAGUGGCAGUCUAUAGCUGAUCUAGCCACGGCAUGCCGCAGCAUGCUAGAAGCCUUGUCACGUGAAGGAGAUGGGACCCAAGGAGCAGACUCCCUGACAGAAGGCAAGCUAAAGGACAUGAAGGACAGUGACUCACCGGGCCACCUGGAGGAGAAGGUGUCCCAGCUGGAGGACAUGCUGAAGAGGCUGCAGGACGACUUGCAAAAGGAGAAGGAGGACAAGGCGGUGCUGCAGGCCGAGGUGCAGAGCCUCAGGCAGAAUAACCAGCGGCUGCAGGAGGAAUCCCAGAGCACCGUGGCCCGCCUCAUCAAAGUCACCGAGCUGCUGUGCAAUGUCAACAAGCCCUGCUAGCUCUCUCACAGUACACACUAUGUGUACACAGACACAAUAUAACACACACACACAAGAUCACACACAAACAAACUCACAUAAACAAAGGCAGACAUUCAAUAUUGUAUACAAACACCCAUGCACAAUACAUCAACAUACUCUAUUACUGUUGCUCACUGUAUAUUAAUACAGACACACACACACACAUGCAUAAUACUCUGCAUUCUGUAGAAUGACAUUUGAACUCUGGACCAGCCCAUGAGUGUCGAACCAACUGAAAAACAACCCUGAGUCAUUUCUCACCAUCUGAUGGUCUUCUCAAUAGCUUGACCAGUUGAGCAGCAUAUCCAGGGUUGCUCUUUGCCCAAUAGUGUGUUUCUUUGUACCGUGAGUGUGCGCGUGCGUGCAUCACCAUGGUUAUUUUAUCUUGCUUCACAUACUUGACAAGUUGGGCAGAAUAGCAAUUGCUUAAAGCUACCCAAUUGAUUUAGAUGAAGAGACACAUGUGCAGCAUGUUUGAUGGCUGUUUAUUUCAAUUGACCCAAAGUGUGUGUACAGUAUGUAAACAGUAGUCUCUCUCCUCUCUGCUCAACCCUCUCCAUGAUAUGCAACGUCUCGGACUGAGAACAAACAGCUCAGCUGUGCACCAUUAGAGUGGAGGGCCUUGGAGCUACAUAGGGAAAAUGACAUGCAUGCAGGCAGCCUGCUUGAAAAGACAGACUGAUGCAUACUGACCCUGCCUCUCUCUGCCAACCUGCUCACAGAAUGGUUAGUUCAUUGUGUAGAGACACUAUUCUCUCCCCUCCCUACCGCCUCAGCUUCAUUUGAAGGGUUGUGGACUUGAGUCGGCCAGUAACAGAGUAUUUCACAUCUGCUUUCAGGGAAUGAGAUGCAAUUUAGUUAUAAGGGAAUGGACUCACCGAAUGGACUCAGAGAGCUGGUGGUGUUCCGUGCAAGUAGUUGAGACGGAUAUGGAAGUGGAUAAUACCUUGGAUGAGGAUGAAACAAUGGAACUUUAUCCCUUAAAGACUGGCUGUAGAAGCUACACUGUAGAAAGUACGCCUCCUGCUGGACUGAGCCAUGCACUGCCACACAGCAGCUCUCCUUUCAAAGAAAAAAACAUUGUAGAGAUUUAAUGUAAACUGAACAGGAUUCCUUUAGUGAACACAGCCAUCUGUGUUCAAUUAUAUUUUGUGUUUGUUUGUUUGCUGGCUACAAUGAUAAUUCAGUGUAUUUGAAAGUCAUUUGGAAAGGUUCUAGAGUGGUUGACUGGGUGAGGGAUUCCCUCAUUUCAUCUUUCUGUGUGUGUACCUACUGUAUGUGUUUCUGCGUUGUUUUUGCACUUUUAGCAUAACCUAUAUGGGCAUGGGACAGGGCACUAUUUAACCUCCUGCCCAGGUUUAUGCCUUGCUUGAAAAAUGAAAGUGGAUUUGAUCUCACCCCACCUCAUCUUCAGGUCCACUGCUGAUGAUGCCAAUAACAAUAUGAGAUCAGAGGAGGACGGGAUUAUUCCUCCUCCAAGACUGUUCUGCCAAAAGACGCCAGGGCAGAUCUCCUACACCCCACUCAGACCACUGGACCCAGCUGUGACACACCCAAAAUAACUAGACUUAAAAUUUGGAAGGGAUGCCAAACAAUCGUCAAUCAUACUGUCUCAAUGCUACUUUUUAAAGACCUACCCUUUUACUUCCUCUUGUGAUUUUAUUUUAGAGUCACUGUGAUUGCCCGGUACCAGCAGAUUACCAUAUAUUCUAAUGAAAUAAAACAUCUAAACUUGAUCUAUAUGUGAAGAUGACAUGUACCAGCUGAAGUGUUCAAUGUUACUUAGCGCAUUCGGUUGUGUAUGCCGUCCAUUGCAGGAUGGUUUAAUAUGCAGACCAGUGUAAAUGUGGCCGAACAGGCUGUUUGAUCCAUGCUGUUUGAAAUGGUGAUGCCUUGUUGGAAAUGAUUAGCAGAGUUGAGAAGUGGAAGAAUAUCUGAUGUUUUACUGUGUUCUUCGGUAUAGUUCUUUAGAUUCUAGGAGGUUGUUGAAGCAUGAUACUGCACCAGGCAACUUCCUAGCUCCCCUCUGUGUGUGUGUGUGUGUGUAUGUAUGUAUGUAUAAAAAUGUAAUAACUUAUUAAUCUUGCAAAUGUGGAAUUCCUUGUUGGAUGUUUUAAUACAAGGGGGGAGGGAGGAAGCAAUUACAUGUGCUAAAAAGUUAAACUGGUAUGGUGGGGGUUGGUUUAAAGGAAUAAUCUUUUUUUGGUAGAAAUUCAAACACAAGAAGACAGCAGGAAAUAUAUUUCUGCAAUGUUCUAGUAUUUCUUGGGGGAAUAAUAUUGGUUAUCAUUAUCAUAUUACUAUUGAGCUAUUCAUUCAGAGCUCCUACGUUCACAUUCAAUAAGGUCUCUAAUGCCAACUAGGUAUGUGUUAAAGAGUGACUCCUCCACAGAGGACCGGACAGGCAACAUGGUCAGACUGGUUCAUGUGAAGGCUUCUCUCUCAGACAUUCUGCCUACCUGAAAGUGUAAUGAAUGGUAACUCAGCUUGGUGUCUUCAUUUCAGUUCUUCAUGGUAGCA
Salvelinus namaycush (lake trout) is the source of this 6183-nucleotide messenger RNA. Its product is annotated as signal-induced proliferation-associated 1-like protein 2. The transcript has 16 exons. Gene Ontology annotation, biological process: establishment of epithelial cell polarity; regulation of small GTPase mediated signal transduction; epithelial cell morphogenesis. Gene Ontology annotation, molecular function: protein binding; GTPase activator activity. The coding region runs from base 1 to 3642 and encodes 1213 amino acids. Gene Ontology annotation, cellular component: plasma membrane; Golgi apparatus; cytoplasm. The record is from RefSeq and is a predicted model, not a curated record. Lineage: Eukaryota; Metazoa; Chordata; Actinopteri; Salmoniformes; Salmonidae.